AGUCAAACCUGUUUUUCUCCAUCAGCCCCGGGGCGGCACCUGAGAGGAUCUUAUUACCGGAAGUUAGGUGUUUGUAGUCACCUGCGCUGAUUCUUCAGGUAACAAGAGGCGUUUACUCGAGCUGGAAACGUCGAAAUAAGAGAAACAGGAGUCGGUGAAACGGAGACCAUUCGUUCUUUAUUCGACAUAAAGAAGAUUUUUGCGUACUUUCGGCUUGUUUUACGCGAGAAUUGUUAAAGGAGAACGCCGUCGAAUAAUAAACAAGAAACCCGACAUGACUGUGAGAGGAGUACUUUGGCUGCUUUUGUUCUCUGGCGCAGCAAUAGGUGUAAGUGGAUAUACGGUCACUACUUCAAACGCAAAUGUACAAGUGGAAGAGAACAAAGGUGUGGAUUUGACAUGCGCACAUUCAGGAGACUUUGGUUCAAAUGUUUUACUUAGAUGGAAAUUUAAGGACCGAAAAGGCUCUCAGGUGUUUGUGGUUCACGAUGGGAAACCAACAGCUCCGUAUGCUAACCGUUUGACUGUGUACGGUGGUAGCAAUCUGAGAUUCACCACAGUCACUCGUAAAGAUACUGGAGUGUACACCUGUGAGAUAACCAGCAGCGACAAAACCCAAGUUGGGGAAACCAAUGUGAAUCUGACUGUUCUGGUGCCUCCAUCUGUGCCAUAUUGUAUUGUCCCCUCAUCGGUAACAACGGGCAGGACAGCCACCAUGUCUUGCUCUGAUGAAAGCGCUUCACCCCCUCCCACAUACAGGUGGUACAAAAACAACGUUCUUCUGCCUGAUAACCCUAGUAACGUUGCUGGCUUCAAAAACGCCACCUACAGGUUGAAUCCAAAAACUGGCAUACUGGAGUUUCCUGCUGCAGCUAAGACGGAUACAGCUGACUACUACUGUGAGUCUGUCAAUAGCGCUGGCCCUGCUCAGAGAUGUAGAGCUAUGAAGAUGGAAGUUCGCGACCUAAACACAGGAGGAAUUGUCGCUGGUGUAAUAGUGGCUCUGCUGCUGGUGGCCCUACUGAUAUUUGCCAUUUGGUUUGCCAAAAAGAAAGGAUAUCUGCCCGCAAAGAAAGAAAGCAGUUCAAAGAUGAACGCGUCUUACCACCCACCUCCUAGUGGUGCUGGUGAUGAUGCGGAUUUCACACAGAAGUCAUCAUUUGUGGUAUAGUGUACGAGCAGCAGUGGCUACAGCAAGCGCUCUGAGCGAGAUGUCUCUUAAGUGUGUGGUUUUCCAGGAGUUUGAAAGUUUGUACAAUGCAGUUUUUAUAGACCAUUGCAAUAUAUAUUUUUUUUAACCUGAGCCAGCUACAGUAGUCUGUCAAAUGCAUCAACAUGUGAGGUUCAUGCAGCAACACCACAGGAAAGAAAUAGAAAACUAAUGAACCCCGUACUGUAUCUAUCUUUACUGAAAUGAACUGUGGCCACUAGUGACCUAUUUUCAGCAGAGACCAAUUUUCUGCUCAUCACUGAUGUGUGCGUUUCUGUGUGCUUUUUAUCUUCUGUCUUCUGUUAGAACAAGAUUUUAAAGAUAUGCGCUUACUUAUGAAAACAAGAUUAAUUAGAGUACAGAGACCCUUACACCAUCCCCACCACCAGCAGCAGUAAAUGAAAAUAAAUAUUUAUUUGUUAUCUUUACAUUGAGGACAGACGUAUAUUGCUGCAUUUAUUACAUUUGCUGUCCCAUCACAUUCAUUUCCGCUAGCACAACUCUCUUAUCAGUCUUUGUGGGUUAGCUGAAAUGUUAACAGAGCCUGAAUAUCACGGCCACGUUUUUAAAGGAGUUUUAUUUUUUGUUUUUCCUGCUUUAGUUUUUUUUUCUUUUUCCAACCACAGAUCUGAUGUUAUGUACAUGACAAUUUUUUUCUGUCUCUUUCUUUGUAAAUAAAACUAAUUUUAAAAUUUGGAUAGCUUCUUGGGAUUAAAUGGUCACUCUUAUACCCCUUUCACUGCAGGAAAAUGGUUCAAUACUGUUCCCAAAUCUUGGAACUUUGCUGCCGUCUGUAGCGUUUUCGCCUGCUUAAGCCAGAAUGACUGUGAUGAUUUGGUGCAGUACUAUUGCAGGCUUGCUAUCUUUCUAUCCAAAGAUGAAAUGUCCUCUAGUUUUGCUCAUCUGAAGUGAAGAAAAGAGCAAUCAUUUACCAUUAGAUCCUUGGAGGAUAAUUUACUAGAUACUAACCAACUUCCUGUGUUGUAGACCAUACAGACCUCUUCUCUGACUUGACUUAACAUGAAUCGUACUCCUCUGAAUCUACAUGUAUUUAAUGAAUUUGAAGAAAAGACUCAAUCAGCGUUAAGCCACACAGCCUGAAGAACUUCUGUGUAGUGUAUGUCAAAACAGAACAAUAUUAGUGUCAUCUGUUGGACACGAUCACACUUCAGUUUAUUUUAGAGGGUAUGUGUCUGCGUCUGUGUGCAUUUGGCAACUAAAGUCAUGAACUGCUGCAUUCCUUGUGAUGUUUAUGAAGCAAUGCUGUUGGUGUGUGUUUGUUUUUUUUUUUUAAAAAAAAUGCCUUUCCUGCUUAGUAAAAAGGCUUCCACGUAUUUGGCAUAGAGCCUGUUUAGGAAGGGUGAGACUUAAUACUGAGAGUGCGCAACCCUGCAGCAGUAUUAGCAGUAAGCUAGCACACCCACCAAUUUCAUCAUGAUUCACACUGGAAAAACUUAAUAUCCAUUUUAUUCCAACAAGGGACCGACUGUCAGGUCCCAAGCAGUUUAUUUUUGGUCAGAAUGCUCCGAAGGCUUCAAGAUUAGGUGUACAGCCAGUACUGAACCGGUUUCCUGUUAGUGGAAAAGGGGUAAAAGUUUACUUUGUGAAUAGAAUUCAUGGAGAAGGUUUGUAUGAAGUCAGUGCCUUGGAUCUACUUGCUUCUGACCACAUUCAGUUUUCACACAGGAUAUUUUAAUGAAAUGCUGUAUACCUCUGGACGCUAACAUUUAGAUAGCGGUGUGAUGAGAUCCGAGCACAUGAUGGUGUUCAAUAUUUAAGUGAAUGUUGUUUUUCCCUUUUUGUAUAAGUGUAUACUUUUUCUGUGUGCCUAUUUAUAAUAAACUCUUUUAAAAUAGGUCUA
Messenger RNA from Oreochromis aureus, 3071 nucleotides. It is a transcript of the gene f11r.1, whose product is annotated as F11 receptor, tandem duplicate 1. The record is from RefSeq and is a predicted model, not a curated record. NCBI's taxonomy places the organism in Eukaryota, Metazoa, Chordata, Actinopteri, Cichliformes, Cichlidae. Bases 275 to 1171 code for a protein of 298 amino acids. Gene Ontology annotation, biological process: intestinal absorption; regulation of membrane permeability; cell adhesion. Gene Ontology annotation, cellular component: bicellular tight junction. The transcript has 10 exons.